GCCAGAUUCGGCUGAAAAAAGCAUGCAGACAUGGCGCAUGUCCAGAGGAGAUGGAGCUCUUUGAUGAUGCCCGCUAUGAUGAUAGUUGGCUAAGCAGUUCAUUGCCCUCUUCCCAGUCUUGGUUGCACACUCCACCUGAUAAUACUGGAGCCUGGUACUGGGGUUACUUGUCCUUCUAUGACAGCUCUGGGUAUAUUCAGCCUCUGGGUGUUACUUUAGAAGAGAACACGGCUAUCAUAGGGAAACUACAGCAAGAUCACUGGAUUGAUAAUCUGACGAGGGCGCUGUUUGUUGAAUUUUCACUGUACAGUCCUGGGGUUGACCUCUACUCAUCAGUGAUGCUCCUUUUGGAGUUCCCUCUGGCAGGUAGAACUCUUCCAUCUGCUGAGAUCCACGCCUUUCCAUUACUGCGCCUAAGCAGCGGACCCCACCUCCUUCUGGUCAUGAUGGUCUUCCUGAUGAUGUUUGUGGUGUACUUUGUCCUCUCUGAGUGUCUCUUGUCAUAAGGAAGGAGGGACUCCAGUACUUCACCCAAUUCUGGAACUACAUCCAGUGGCUGAUGACCGUAUUAUCAGUGUGUACUGUGGUCGUGUACCUUAGUCGGGGCAGCCUAGCUGAUGAGCAAUGGGACCGGUACCUGAAGGACAAAGCUGCGUUCCUGAAUCUCCAUCAGGUUGCUUUCCUGAGCUCCACCUUCCACAGCUUGUCUGCCUCUGUCCUUUUCAUUCUCUCUGUUAAGGCUGCUCAGCAGCUCAGAUUCAUCCGAGAGUGGUCCAUGUUUGGGAAAACACUGAGUCUGUCUAUAAAGGAGCUAUGUGCCGCGGCUGGGGCGGUAUUAGGACUGCUACUGGUGUACGCUCAACUAGGAUUUCUGCUUUUCUCUGCCUCCUGGGAGAGUUUUCACAGCUUCGGCUCCAGCGUUCUCUCACUUUUCUCCGUGGCUCGUGGUGCUUUUAGUCUGAAAGUUCCUUUUCCAUAUUCAUCCUGCUUGCACCGCCUUUACUUUGUGAGUUUCCAGGUCUUGGAGUUAUGGAUCUUAGUAAAGUUCUUUGCAGCCAUCUUGGUCAACAAUUACCGUCAAGUUCGGCUCGACAUGUUCAGACCGGCAUUCGAACUCCAGGAUUAUGAGAUGGUGGAGCUUUUUCUCAGGAGAUUACGGCUAUGGAUGGGUGUCAGCAAGGUGAAAGAGUUCCGUCACAAGGUGAGGUUCGAGGGUAUGGAGCCUCUUCCUUCACGUGCCUCCAGUGAUACAAAGUCACUUAGAGGUUCCACUCCAAGCGCUGCUUCUGACACCUCCUCUUCUUCAUCCUUUUCCACAAUCUCCAGCCAACUGGACACUUUGAGUGCCAUGAGCACAAGAGAGAGAGCAGAAGUUGAUGCUAAUAUGCAGAGACUGCUGCCUGUGCUGGAAACCCUGUUGUCCCAAUUUGAUGUAGUCAACAGUGCCACAGAGGAGGUGUAUCAAAUUGAACGAAGUCUAGAAGAAGUACGGGGAAGAGUGUCCAAGAGAAGAAAACAUGUAAAAACCUCAACUCAAAAAAUAUUAUGCACCACAGAAGUGACUACAGGUCUCAACCGGAGCUUCACCUCAACACAGAGCAGAAGUUCUAAGUCAGAACCCUACCCAAGAGUCAGCAAGAACUCUCUGGCUCCACGACCAUCCACAGUUUCUCAGGCACUAGAGAACAAUUCAGCAAGCAAAGUCAUCACAGUGGACAAGGUGGUGACGGAAGAACCAGCGCUCAUUCCUAUGCAGUUAUCAUACUCCUCUCAAACCAAACGGAGAAAGUCAGUGCGGGCCCACAACAGAGUUCACCCCAGUGUCAGUUAG
Molecule: messenger RNA, 1831 nt
Organism: Staurois parvus
Lineage: Eukaryota; Metazoa; Chordata; Amphibia; Anura; Ranidae
Source: the annotation of a GenBank genome assembly